AUGUAUUAAGAAACCCAAAACAAGAAAAUCACUUUCAAAUUUCUUAAUGUAUAGAUAAUUUAUAUAUUAGUAAUUGAAACUUAUGAUUAAACCAUCUUAAAAAGUUAUAUAGAUAUCUCAUGCAUUAGUAACAUUAUUAAGUGGAACAAUAGCAUCAAUUCAAGGAAAUUAAAUAAAGUCUGAUUGGUAAUCAAUAAAAUAUUGUUUACGAAAUACUAAUGAGAUUCUAGAAAUUAUUAAUGAUUCAUAAACAUUUUAAAAAAGAGUACGUUUUGAAAAUUUAGAAAAAUCAAUGCAGAUUUUAUAAUAAAUUCAAUAAUAAAAUGAAGAUGAAUAAAAUGAUGGAACAUUUGAAUUAAUAUAGGAUACUUUAAAUUAGUUGUUAGCUAUUGCAAAGUCUUUGUUUAAGAAUCUAUUAUUGUGUAAAAAAAGUAAUUCAAGAAAUAGAUCAUUAAGUUAAUAAGGGUUUUAGAAAAUGAAUAAACUAUAAUAAUCCCAGAAGUCAUUUAGUAAUAAGACAAAUAUCUCUUAAUCACAUUUACAUCAAAGUAAUUGUAAAAUCAAUAGACCAAAAAGCCAAUAAUCAAAUCUCAGUUGUAGUCGUUCUUCAUCAAAAUCUAAAGACUAUUAAAAACGUGUAAUAGAAGCUCAAACUAAAAAAGUAUAUUGUAAAUUAAAGAUAGUAAUCAAGAUUGGAUAGAAUAUUAAAAUUGUAGACUAAUAAGCCAUCAGCUACAUCAUAAAUUAAAUAAAUGAUAGAGGGUCAAUAAUCUUUAAAUAGAUCAUAUAGAUCAAACAGUAAGGAAUCAUUGAUGAGAUAAGAAAUUGAGAAGAAUAAAUAAAUAAUUAAGAAAAUGAAAUAAUAAGAAAAUGCUAUUAAAUGGGAAAUAGAAAGAGAGAGCAAAAGAAUUAGGGAAAAUGAUAUAGUAAAUUAGAUUCAAGAUGAAAUUAAUAGAUAUAAAGUAAGUUGGUAAAAGGAUUAAGAAAUCAAAUAAGAAAAAAGAAAAAGUAAUACAAAAUAAAAUAGUUUUAAUAAACAAAAUAACACCAAUAAUGGAACUUAAAGAAACAAUUCAAUAAAUAGGGAUGAAAACAAAGGUAGUAAUUUGGAAAAAGACCUUUUGUUAUCAGAAAAAGUGAAAAAUGAAAAGGAAUAAUCAUUAAGUAAAAUAUUAAAAACAAUAAACAAUUCUAAAUAGAAAUAUUUGAAAUGA
This is a messenger RNA of Paramecium pentaurelia, 1214 nucleotides long. The record is from the annotation of a GenBank genome assembly. NCBI's taxonomy places the organism in Eukaryota, Ciliophora, Oligohymenophorea, Peniculida, Parameciidae.